Messenger RNA from Medicago truncatula (barrel medic), 1559 nucleotides. RefSeq names its product ubiquitin-like-specific protease 1. Lineage: Eukaryota; Viridiplantae; Streptophyta; Magnoliopsida; Fabales; Fabaceae. The transcript is spliced from 8 exons. The record is from RefSeq and is a predicted model, not a curated record. The coding region runs from base 1 to 1251 and encodes 416 amino acids. Gene Ontology annotation, molecular function: protein binding; cysteine-type peptidase activity; translation elongation factor activity. Gene Ontology annotation, biological process: mitochondrial translational elongation; proteolysis.
AUGGACUGUAAGAAAGCUCAUGCUGAAACAGAAGGUGAUCUUGAAAAGGUGAAAGCAUACCUCAGAAAAAAGGGUCUCUCAUUCGCUGAUAAGAAAUCCAGAAGACUAGCAGCUGAAGGAAGAAUUGAUAUUCUCAAAACCAUUGUCGCGAAGGAAAAAGAACUUAAGAUGCAAAGAGAAGACCUUGCUUUGAAACCCGAGAACAUAAGAGAGAAAAUUGUUGAGGGAAGAAUCUCAAAGAGGUUAGGAGGGCUUUCUCUUAUAGAGCAGCCUUUCAUUAAGGAUGACAGUGUUUCUUUGAAAGACUUGGAGAGGCAAAGUAUAGCUAUCUGUUAUAGCACUCUUCAGAAAGCGCUAAAACUAAAAAAAAUUGCAAGAGACCCCAACGUAGUGCUGAAUCAGUUGCUUCACCAAACAAAGAUAAAAACUGUGAAACCUGCUAUGGUACCAUUCCUUGAUACUUAUAUGAAGGCAAUAAUGAUCAAAGGACAAACAGUCCCAAUUUACAUGGACAAUAUUAUAUAUGGCAAAGCCUAUACAGACGAAGUAGAAAUAGAGAAUAUAGAAGAGCUUGUGCAACAUAAUUGGUUAAGUGCCACUGUUGUAGCUUGUGUUGUUUGGUUUUUUAUGUUUCUGUUUUAUGUUGUUUGUUAUGUUUCAAGAUUCUUGUACGAAAAUUUGAUCAAGCCUCGUGGGUUGGAAAAUAAGUUCUCAUUUUUAUCCCGACAUAUAUAUCAAGAGGAUAAACAAGGGCAACAAAUAGCAGACAUCCUAUUGACACACAAGUUUAAGAAUAAGCUGAUUUUUGCACCGGUCAAUUUAGGGCUAAAUCAUUGGGUGUUGCUUGUCAUCAAUCCCGGAGCUGAGAUGAUAUAUUAUAUGGAUUCAUUGCCGGCGGGACAUCCUAACAUUGACGUUGUAAGAAAAAAGUUCAUGAAUGCCAUGUGUAUUUGCCGUUCCCUUAAUCCCAAGUUAAAAUCAAAGUCAAGUAUAAUCCCAUGGAAAGAAAUAAAGUGUCCUAUGCAAACUAAUGGCAUUGACUGUGGUUAUUUUGUCAUGCGAUUUAUGAAAGAGAUAAUAUUGGCAAAUCAAGACAUGAUCCCCGAAAAUUACUUUGGAGAUUACAAAUGUAAAAUCUAUUCUAAAGAUAAGUUAGUUGAGGUCGAGGAGGAUUGGGCAACCUUUGUGGUCGAGUAUCUUAGUGAGUUUCAUUUUCUUUUCCAACAAUUUUCAUUUGCGUUUUUUAAUUGAGUUAUUUUAAAUUGCAAUUGGUUGUGCUGGAAAUUUUAUGUUAAUUAAUUUUAUGACAUAGGAGACUAUAUUGCUCAGAGACUUACACUCUAAUUGGUUGUGCUGGACUAGUCACGAGUCCUCUAAAAUUUAGGUGUUCUUUUGUUUGUAAUUGUGGCUGCUUUUAGGAGCUUUUUUUUUUAUUGGCAACUUUGGUUUGACUAGUAUAUGACAUUCAGGAUUAAGUUUAUGAUCAAUUUGUAUUGAGAUUAUCAUAAAUGUAAUUUGCUACAGAUUAUCAAUUAGUAUUAUUGCAGCAGUUUUGGUUA